Physcomitrium patens is the source of this 3922-nucleotide messenger RNA. Lineage: Eukaryota; Viridiplantae; Streptophyta; Bryopsida; Funariales; Funariaceae. The record is from RefSeq and is a predicted model, not a curated record.
GAAUCAGACCCCAACCAUGGAUCGGCUAGAUGGGUGCGCGGUAUGACGCUAUGCUGAUCCGUGAUCGUGUGCGCUACAUGUGAAACCAAUCCGCCGGCUGUCGACUCGAUACGGCGAGUCGACAGUUUUGGUCGCAGUUGGAUGCGUAUUUCUAGCGGCUGGUAUGUCCAUAGACCCCAACGGGAUGGGUAAUGGCAGAGAGCUUGGGUGAUUCUACACUAAAGAGGACACUACGGUUAAGUACUGGAGGAUUUGAACGAUGCGAAUGGAAAUGAGGUGUCUGACCAUUCUGGGAAGUGAUUGAUGGGGUUGGGGUGCAUGCAUGAUGGUGCCACCAGCGACAGGCUUUGGUGGUUUAUACCAAGGACGGGUUACCACAUGCGUUACUUUCACUCCAUCAUGUCAUUCGCAUCUCUCUGCUACACUUGACUUCUGCAACUCAGCAGCAGCAGCAGCGGUGUUGCAGAAAACAGUGAUGAAACGACUGACUGGUGUGUGGGAGACAGCGGAGAAGAAGGCUGGCGAGGAGCAGCGUAGACUGGGACUGCAUGUGCGUUCGACUCCGACCGAGAGCUGAGUGGUCAGACCUCAAUGAUGAUCGUACCCUAAUGAAUCCCUGACCUUGUGCUCGACGUUGUGGUCCACUCUUCUUUUGCCAUGAAUUAGUAUGGAGCAGGCGUAGUGCAUGGAGUAGAUGAUCGAUCAUUCGUUCGUGGUGGUCUAAUUCGACGCAGCUCGCAUGACGGAUUGAUUCAUCGAUUGGAGGGGGGGGGGACCAGAUUUGGCAGCCAAUGCGUGCGCUACAAUCAGAAUAUUCUACUUGGCUCCCUCUCAGGCUUGAAACCAGGAGCCCCCGGCUCAACGAAGGGAACACUGGGGGGGAUCUGAGGUCAAAGUGCCUAUCUUUUAUCUGCAUUAAUGGCGCUAAACUGCACAGUACUCCUUCUGCAUCAUCGUUGGACAUAAUCAAUUUGCAUUCUGGCGGUUGCUGCUGGUGUAGUGCGAUGGGAGACAAAGCCACACGGUGACUUAGGGGGGUCAGUGAACGGCGGUGUUCGUCGCAAGGCCCUCCCACUGUGCGUGUGCCGGAAUUGAGACGUAUAUUUUAAGCCAUUGUCAGGCCCUGGUCCCUAUUAUUCUCACAACUCACGCUAGGAGCAGCGAAGUUCGGAUGAUUGAUGUUGUCGAUUUGGGAUUCGCAUACAUUUUGGUGCUGUGCGGUCCGCGGUUUGGUUGUCAGAUUAGAGACCUUCCGAAAGUGUGGCGAAGAUUGUGCUCCCGAGAGGUUUUUAUUUGGUUAAUUUAAGACAUGAAGGAUCCGGCGAGUAAAUGCUCGUCGUGUGUGGGUUGUGAGAUCCCAGUGUGAUGCAGCUUGCUCCAACGGAUCUACUCAAGACAGAUUUCGCGCAUAGCACACACGUGCUCGCGCGAUUGGAGUGUCUUCGUGGUCCGUUAGUGUAUUUGUCAGAGAAUUUGGACAGGCGAUUCUUUGAUUAAUUUCCUUGAGUCAGGGUCAAGCGGAUUAAUUCUUCUUAGUCCAGGUUGAGACGGAUAAGCACUCGUUUUGGCGUUUAAGAAUCACAUCUCAGAUAGGGGAGCAGGUGGCGAGGACCAAGUACUGGAGCACUUUUGCGGUACCAGCAUUGCCAGGGGAUUUGUGGGGUGGAAUAGAGUAGAACUGUAUCUAGCAGCAGAGGAGGUUUGAUGAUUGGUCUUACGAUUAGAUAGAGAAUGGUGGAUAGAUUGAGGAGGUUAUAGAUUGCUCGCACGGAGUGAGAGGGGAGGAGCUCACAUUGUGGUGUAGCAAAUGAUUGUUAGCUACGUCAAGGCUCAUUGUGGUUUUUUGGGGGGGUUACUGAUUGUCCCGCCUCCUUUAACUCGAGCGAGAAUUAUUCCACAAUGGAGAAGGAGCGUCCUCCUCGCGAGGCGAUGCGAACAGAGUCGCCUACUGUGAGUCGCGAGGAGCAAGAAUUGGACAAAACUCGGACCUUCUUCUUAGCCUUGGAGGAGCUUCAAAGUUUGAGGCCGCAGUUAUACCAAGCAGCCGAUUACUGUGAGCAUCAGUACCUUUUCGGCGACAACAAACAAGGGGUGCUUGAUAAUCUGAAGGAUUACUCGGUGAAGGCCUUAGUAAAUGCUGUGGAUCAUCUGGGAACCGUUGCGUACAAGCUAAAUGAUCUCAUCUCUAUGCAGCAUGAAGCAGUUGAUAAUACUCAACUGGCAGCAUCCGCUAUUGCACAGCGGUUGCGAGCAUGUCAGGAGCACUCGGACCGGGAGGGUUUGAAGCAGCAGUCAAUGGCCAAGACGAUGCACGUCAACCACAAGCAAUACACUCUCCCAGAUGAAAUCGAACCUUUGAGAGCAGGGCAGCGCACGUUGAUGCGCGAAACUUUUGACCUUGGUCAGCCGACUCCUCUUACUCGGAUGCAUACAGCUGUCGAAACUGAAGCGCAAGCACAAUUGCCAUUGCCGCAUACUCCUCGUAGCGAGUUGAGUGAUCCAGGAGAUUUAAACGAAAUGUCAGGACCUGAGACAUGGUUUUUCGCUCCAGAUUUUGCUGCUGCAGCCAAUUCUAAUGAAGUAGAAUAUUCGCGAUCCGGCAGUAUCGGCAAGCAAGCAACAACCUCACCAUCUCUAUUGAAUUCAAGAGCCUCCUUCCUUAAUCGGAGUACUACAAACAACACAUCCUUCAAGCGAGCAACAACUAUCCAACCGAGCCGUGUGCCGUCCGUCUCGCCUACCAACCGAUAUGCAGGGGCUCCCAUGGCAGGUGGAAUUCAGAGCAGAUCAGCAACUCCAAGAGCCGGGUCCAUGGCUCCCAUCAGAACAUCAACGGCAAGAUCUGGGUCCAUGACUCCGUUGCGAACACCUCCACCCAUGGGCACUGGUCCCACCAAGAGUCACGGUCUCGAGAAGACGAUGUUCCUGACACCCACAGCUCCGCCGGCGGAAGUGAAAAACUCCAAGGGCAAAGGAAUCUUGCGAUCUCUCUUGGGACGGAAGAACUAACAUUAGCAGCGUAGUUAUCUUUUUUUUGUAAAAUCAGGGGAAAUGUUAUUUAGUUUCAGUCGAGCUUUCGGCUGCGGCUCCUUCCUUGACAGCGAUCUAGGCAUCACACAUCGGAGGUGGGGAGACCUAGAUGUGUGUACAGAAGGUUGAUAUGAAGAGCAACCGACUCAAUCCGUGGACUGCAAGAGAAGAUUAGUUUUGGUAGUAGAAGAGGUGUAGUUUGAGGAAUGCAAGACGAUCCUCCCCCUGUUUUAGAUACACAAUAUGAAGAGUCAAUCACACAAUUUGCCUGACACUUUUUCAGGUCCAUUCAGCCAUUCGACUCUCGCGGUCGCACACAAAACGUUGGGUUUCACAUCUUAUCUCUUUCUGCGUCUACAAUGGUGUAGUCCGUAGCCAGACUUUACGCAUCUGACAACGCUUCUGGAGCCGCAGAUAUGAUGAGCAGACUAGCAGGUGGCUACCAAAUGUGACAACGACGACGACGGCGAUGAUUAUGAUGCUUCUAUGCUGUCACGGUGCUGCUUUUCAAGGACAGUGGAGGUGAAAACCUUAAACAAUUAUACUCUUUUUUCUCUGUUUUCCCUCGUUUUUUUUCUGCUUGCCUCGUUGAAAACGUGUGUGGAAUGCGUCUGCUGCAGACAAACUGUGCCUGUCUGUCUGAUGGACCCUCUGAUUGCACCAGGGCCUGUGGCUCAUCCUCAUCACACCAGAAUGCCUCCUGCUUUUCUGUUGCAACAUGGAUUUGCUGUGGUUGUGGAAGAGUGAUCGAAGGGUGGGUCUCCAAGGUGGCUAUCUUUGUAGCUAUUCUAGUUAUGGGAUGAGGGGAAAGCUUAAGACAUUACUAAGCAGUAGUUUGUAAUACCUAAACAAUCUCCUCAUACUUAACAAGUAACUGUUAUUUUUUAAUGUC